CUUCGCCACUUCUACCUCCUGCAAACGAAUCACCACGUCAUCGAACUGGGAGGUUGAAAGGCCAUUUGCAGAGAGUCACAUCUCCGAAUCUGUCUAGUACGAAUUCAAGGUCGAACUCGAGAUCUAGGGUUCUAGCGGGUGAAACAUUUGCUUCUAUGAUGAAGAAGCGUCAGAGCAGUAUCGAUAAAGAGAAGAAACAUCUGACGGUGCAGGACGACAGGGACAUCAAUCUGCAGAAAGGUACUACUAGCGUUCUUAACGUGAACGAUGCUGUGGGGGAAGAGCGGCAGAGAAUGCUGGAUCAACGUGCUGAGAAAAUGCGACAAUUGGAAGCCGAAAAUGAGCGGACUUGGUGGCCUGAGACGAAGAAGAGCAUUACUUCUAGUAGAGCUACAAGAACAGGUGCUGGAGCUGUGUCCUCGUCUCCGA
Molecule: messenger RNA, 429 nt
Organism: Amoebophrya sp. A25
Lineage: Eukaryota; Dinophyceae; Syndiniales; Amoebophryaceae
Source: the annotation of a GenBank genome assembly